Oryzias melastigma (Indian medaka) is the source of this 697-nucleotide messenger RNA. RefSeq names its product gamma-crystallin M2-like. The record is from RefSeq and is a predicted model, not a curated record. Bases 58 to 588 code for a protein of 176 amino acids. Gene Ontology annotation, biological process: visual perception; lens development in camera-type eye. NCBI's taxonomy places the organism in Eukaryota, Metazoa, Chordata, Actinopteri, Beloniformes, Adrianichthyidae. Gene Ontology annotation, molecular function: structural constituent of eye lens. The transcript is spliced from 3 exons.
GCCAGUGAAGCACAGCAGCUGAAGCUCAGUCUUGAGAAGCAACUUUGAACUGUGAUCAUGGGCAGAAUCAUCUUCUACGAGGACAGGAACUUCAUGGGUCGCUCCUAUGAGUGCAUGAGCGACUGCUCCGACAUGUCCUCCUACCUGAGCAGGUGUCACUCCUGCAGGGUGGAGAGCGGCUGCUUCAUGGUCUACGACCGUCCCAACUACAUGGGGAACCAGUACUUCAUGAGGAGGGGCGAGUAUGCUGACUACAUGAGCAUGUUUGGAUGGAGCGGAGGCAUCAGGUCCUGCCGCAUGAUCCCCAUGUACAGGGGAUCCUACCGGAUGAGGAUCUAUGAGAGGGAGAACUUUGGGGGUCAGAUGUACGAGAUGAUGGACGACUGCGACUCCAUCAUGGACCGUUACCGCAUGAACAACUGCAUGUCCUGCAACGUGAUGGACGGCCACUGGCUGAUGUACGAGCAGCCCCACUACAGAGGCAGGAUGAUGUACAUGAGGCCCGGAGAGUACAGGAGCUUCAUGAACAUGGGCUUCAGCGGCAUGAGGUUCAUGAGCAUGAGGCGCAUCAUGGACUCCUGGUAUUAGUUGGAACUGAACCAGCUGUUUUGAGAAUGGGUGUAAAGGGCCUUCAUGAUGCUCUUUGCUGUGUAUCAGAACAGAAUCAUUCAAAAUAAAGUCAAUAAUGUCACAAUUA